GAGAAUUUUGUACAGGCAUUGCAAGGACAGCUCAUCUGAUGUAAACAAGGGUCCUUUGCGAAGCCGCGGAUGUUUUGUAUCUCGACCAUGCUGGGUCUUGUCUUCACAACUCGCAAAACAUGACUCUAUCCUACGAAUGUGGACAUCAGGGUCCGGCUUUGUUGUGACUUCAUGAAUUGUGGUGAUGUCACGGCCAACUCCGUCCCCAAUCUACACCCUAAGGGGUGCCAGUGGACCCUUCAACACCCUCCAUUUCAGUUGCCAUGGAGGGGACACUCCCCUCCUCUUCUCCGGAUCAGGGAAGGGUGCCAUCCAUAUGUGGAAUCUUAACACCAGGAGGGCAGACAGAAUUAUAGAAGGUCAUUCUGGUAGUUCUGUCAUCUGGGUCAGUGCACUUCCCUCAACAGAUACACUCAUUAGUCAAGGACGGGACAUGAGAGUCUGUCUUUGGGAUUUAAGCAAAGGUUCCAAUGAGCUGAUGGACUCUCUCACAACAGGAAGUGUUGGAUUCUGUCAGUGCUCCUUACUGGAGACAGGGCAGCGGACAUGCCUACUCGCCUUUGGAGGACAACAAACUGAGGAGCUCAAGAUUGUUGAACUACCCAGUAAGACACUGGUGUGCAGCCUGGUACCAGAUUCAAAAUUGGGGUUGGUCAUGUGUGUCAAACUCUGGCAGCCACAGUCAGGUCGUGGACCUCUCUUGCUGGCUGGAUAUGAGGACGGUUCACUUUUGUUAUGGGACAUAACCCAGAGGUCCAUUCUGAGUCAAGCCAAAGUCCACCCAGAUCCUGUCAUGUGCCUGACCUUUGACACAGAAAUUCUGAGGGGCAUAUCGGCUUCUUCAGACAAUAUACUCUCCUCAUGGAUCCUGGACGGGCAGAAUAACUUGCAGGUCCAAAACUGUGUGACUCUCACCAACCCCGGCAUUUCCCAGAUGAGUAUUAGAGGAGAUGGUAAACUUUUAGCAGCAGCAGGCUGGGACCACCGGGUACGGAUAUUUGGCUGGAAGAGGCUGCGACCUCUGGCAGUCCUGCAGUACCACAGUGACAUGGUCCUCAGCGUUGCAUUCUCCGACCAUAGUGACCCCGGGCAAAGACUUCUGGCUGCUGGAUCCAAAGACCAACGCAUCAGUCUGUGGUCAAUCUACAAUGAGGGACGGUCUGAAAAUAAUUAAUUUUCAGCAGCAAUGGUGAAUAUAAGAAAGGUGUCACCAACAUGGUGCCCGCUGACAACAGGUCGCCUCCAAGGACCACAUGAGUAGCCCUUGGGUCUCUUUCAAAAAUUGCUCACCAGUGAUGGGCCAAUAUGAUUUCCUAGGAAAUUAAAUAUUGGAGAAAUUAUCAUUUAAAAAUGUAAUCACUUGUCCAAGAAAUAAAUAGUUUCACAUUGAUAUUUAUGUUUCCUACCUUGUGAAAAUCGAUCCACCCAUUUUCUGCACAAGGAGACAGACAACAGUUGCACUCCCUAUUACACCAAGGGGCAAUUUAGAGUCUCCAAUUAAGGCAUAUUUUGGGAUGUGGGAUGAAACUGGAGUGCCCUGAGAAAACCCAUGCAGGCACAGGGAGAACAUGGAAACUUGACACAGGCAAGGUUGGGAUUCGAACCCUGGUCCUCAGAACUGUGAGGCCAAAGCCCCAGUGUUAGAUGAGAUUCACCAGUAGUUCCCCAAGACUCUGGGUGCUGUGGGGCUUUCCUGGAUGACACUCUCUGAAACAUUGAGUGGACAUAGGAGUGCCUCUGGGUCGUCAGGUUGGGGUGGUGGUACCAGGACUGGCGGGUGUGCUCCAUCUACAAGGGUAUCAUAAUCCUCAGCCUCCCUGGUAAGGUCUAUUCAGGAGUGCUGGAGAGGAGUGUCUGUCGGGAAGUCAAAUCUCAUGUUUGAGUAUGGGGGGCUGAACCCUCUAAUAUGGAGUGUUCGGUCCCUAUACGACCAAUGUCAGAGUUUGGUUCACAUUCCCGGUUAGUAAGUCAGAUUUCUUUCCAGUGAGGGAUGGACUCCGCCAAGGCGGCCUUUUGUUAUAGAUUCUGUUCAUUAAUUUUAUGGACACAAUUUAUAGGCACUGCCAGGCAUUGAGGGGUCCGGUUUGGUGUCCUCAGUAUUGCAUCUUUGCUUUUUGCAGAUGAUGUGGCUUUGUUGGUUUCAUCAAGCCCUGAUCUCCAACCCUCACUGGAGCUUCUGGUUUGUAGCCAAGUGUGAAGCAGCUGGGAUGAGAAUCGGCCCCUUCUAAUUUGAGACCAUCGACAUCAGUCGAUAAAGGCUGGAGUCUCCUGUCUGGGUCAGGGCAGCGAUCCUGCCCCAAGUAAAGGAGUUCAAAUAUCUUGGUGUCUUGUUCAUGAGUGAGGGAGGAAUAGAACAGGAGAUCGACUGCCAGAUCAGUGCAGCAUCUGCAGUUAUGCGGUAUAUAUAUUGGUCUGUUGUGAUGAAGAGGAAGCUAAGUCAAUCCCAGUCUCAAAGCUCUCAAUUUACCGGUCGAUAUACGUUCCUACCCUUCCCAAUGAUCACUCGCUGUGGGUCGUGACCAAAAGAACAAGAUCCCACAUACAAGCCGCCGAAAUGAGAUUCCUCCGCAGGUUGUCCGGCUCUACGUUCGAGAUCGAGUGAGAAGCUCAAUAAUCUGGGAGGGGGUCAGAGUAGAGCCACUGCCCCUCCAAAUUGAGGGGAGCCAGAUUAGAUGGCUCAGGCAUCUGAUUAGGAUCCCUCCUGGUAGCCUCCCUGGUGAGGUGUUCCAGGCACGUCCCACUGGGAUGAGACCCCAGGGACGACCCAGGACACGCUGGAGAGACUAUGUCUCUCGGUUGGCUUGGGAAUGACUUGAGAUCCCCUUGGAAGGGCUGGAGGAAGUGGCUAUGGAGAGUGAAAUCUGGGCUUCUUGCUAAAGCUUCUGCCCCCGCGACCUGACCUAAAUGGAACAAAAUGGGUGUUCAAAGUCAAAGGUCAAAGUUCUUUUAUGUUUUAUGCAAAGAGGAAAAUUUAAUGUUUAACACAUGAAAUACACUCAUCUAACUAUGUGACUAUGAUUAAAUGAAUAUUAAAAGUUUCUGAAAAUAUUAGUUUAUUGGAGAUGCAGACAAAUUGUGUUUAAUCAUUUUGUUAUUUUUUUCCCUCUUCAUGAUGCAGGUGCAGCUUUGUCUCCUCUGUCUGUGCUAGUUUCCCAAAACAGAUUAAACUGUGAUUUUGUUGACUUACCUGAUGUGAGCUAUGCUCCAGUGAACUUGAAUAAUGAGGUGUACGAUACACCUGAGCAGAUAUGUAAUCCUGCCUUGUUAUUUUAGCAGGACUUUGCUUAACAUAGAUGCCAGCGGCCUGACUUAAGCCAUAUUUGUCAAACAAGGUUAAUCACAGCAGGCCUGGAGAUCAGAGUGCUGUCGGUUUCAACUGUCACGCUGUCAUCUGUAACCAUUACCUGUUCACGAUUGGUUAUUUUUCUCUUCGGUAAAGAUAAGAAAGUGUUCUUUUUCCUUCCAAAGUCUAAUAAUAUCAUGAUUAAAUGAGCACGUUGAGAGCUGA
Syngnathoides biaculeatus (alligator pipefish) is the source of this 3508-nucleotide messenger RNA. RefSeq names its product guanine nucleotide binding protein (G protein), beta polypeptide 1-like (gene gnb1l). Lineage: Eukaryota; Metazoa; Chordata; Actinopteri; Syngnathiformes; Syngnathidae. Bases 185 to 1174 code for a protein of 329 amino acids. The transcript is spliced from 7 exons. The record is from RefSeq and is a predicted model, not a curated record. Gene Ontology annotation, molecular function: protein binding.